Molecule: messenger RNA, 465 nt
Organism: Acyrthosiphon pisum (pea aphid)
Lineage: Eukaryota; Metazoa; Arthropoda; Insecta; Hemiptera; Aphididae
Gene: SNRPG
Product: small nuclear ribonucleoprotein G
Exons: 4
Coding region: 141-380 (79 amino acids)
Biological process (GO): spliceosomal snRNP assembly; mRNA splicing, via spliceosome
Cellular component (GO): U1 snRNP; precatalytic spliceosome; U12-type spliceosomal complex
Molecular function (GO): RNA binding
Source: RefSeq, a predicted model, not a curated record
UGGGCCAGACGUAAACAGUGAACGCUAACUGGGAUAAACAUCGUUUUAUGCCGAAUCUCAAAUUAAAAACUCGCUCUGCGGUCUACAACUGUCUACUAUUAAAAUAAUAUAAUAUUAUUUAAUUCCAGAAAUCUAACAAAAUGAGUAAAGCCCAUCCGCCGGAGUUAAAAAGAUACUUGGAUAAAAAACUGUCACUAAAAUUAAAUGCGAAUAGACAGGUAGCAGGCGUUCUACGUGGCUUUGAUCCAUUUAUGAACCUUGUAUUAGACGAAACUGUAGAAAAAAUCAAAGAUGGUGUUGUGAAUAGUAUUGGGAUGGUGGUUAUAAGAGGAGAUAGUGUUUUGACUAUAGAAGCAUUGGAUAGGAUUGAUCAACAUUAAGGAUAUGUAUUUCUCUGUAAAUAAAUACAAUGUAUGUUAAUACAAUUUUUCUUAUAUAAUAAAUUAAUUUAAAUAUAAGAGUUCA